This is a messenger RNA of Balaenoptera acutorostrata (minke whale), 1629 nucleotides long. It is a transcript of the gene CNBP, whose product is annotated as CCHC-type zinc finger nucleic acid binding protein. The transcript has 6 exons. Gene Ontology annotation, biological process: positive regulation of cytoplasmic translation. Gene Ontology annotation, cellular component: cytoplasm. Lineage: Eukaryota; Metazoa; Chordata; Mammalia; Artiodactyla; Balaenopteridae. Bases 235 to 771 code for a protein of 178 amino acids. Gene Ontology annotation, molecular function: mRNA binding; translation regulator activity; single-stranded RNA binding. The record is from RefSeq and is a predicted model, not a curated record.
GGCGAGGCGGAGGAGAGCCGUGCGCAGCGGCGUGUGUGGGGCCGUGUGCAGACCCGCGUGUGGCGCAGGCGAGGACCCUGAAAAUAAACAGCCGCUGCCUCGCGAGUCGCCUUCUCGGCCUGCGUCCGAGUCUCCGCCGCUGCUGGCCUCUCCGACGGUGAAGGAGUGAGAGUUUCUUUUAAGAAUUGCUGGCUUCUUUCCUCUUCCCAGCCUUCUGACAAUCUGGCUGCAGCCAUGAGCAGUAAUGAAUGCUUCAAGUGUGGACGAUCUGGCCACUGGGCCCGGGAGUGCCCCACUGGUGGGGGCCGUGGUCGUGGAAUGAGAAGCCGUGGCAGAGGUGGUUUUACCUCGGAUAGAGGUUUCCAGUUUGUUUCCUCGUCUCUUCCAGACAUCUGUUACCGCUGUGGUGAGUCUGGUCACCUUGCCAAGGAUUGUGAUCUUCAGGAGGAUGAAGCCUGCUAUAACUGCGGCCGAGGAGGCCACAUUGCCAAGGACUGCAAGGAGCCCAAGAGGGAGCGAGAGCAGUGCUGCUACAACUGCGGCAAACCCGGCCACCUGGCCCGGGACUGCGACCAUGCCGACGAGCAGAAGUGCUAUUCCUGCGGCGAGUUCGGGCACAUUCAGAAAGACUGCACCAAAGUGAAGUGCUACAGGUGUGGCGAGACUGGUCAUGUAGCCAUCAACUGCAGCAAGACGAGUGAAGUCAACUGUUACCGCUGUGGCGAGUCAGGGCACCUUGCACGGGAGUGCACGAUCGAGGCCACGGCUUAAUUACUGUCCUCUGUCGCCCCUCCUUUUCUGAUUGAAUCCUCUUCACUGGCCAAAGGUUGGCAGAUAGAGGCUACUCCCAGGCCAGUGAGCUUUACUUGCCGUGUAAAAGGAGGAAAGGGGUGGAAAAAAACCGACUUCCUGCAUUUAACUACAAAAAAAAGUUUAUGUUUAGUUUGGUAGAGGUGUUAUGUAUAAUGCUUUGUUAAAGAACCCCCUUUCCGCGCCACUGGUGAAUAGGGAUUGAUGAAUGGGAAGAGUUGAGUCAGACCAGUAAGCCCGUUCUGGGUUUCUCAAAUAUGUUCCCAUGUAGGAGGUAAAAACCAAUCCUGGAAGUGUCCAUGAGCUUCCAUAAGUAACUUUAAUUUUAGCAUAAUGACUGCCUUGGAUUGUCUGACCUCAGUAGCUGUUAAAUAACAUCAAGUAACAUCUGUAUCAGGCCCUACAUAGGACAUACAGUUGACUGGGAGUAAACAAAAUAAAAACCAAACAUGCGUGUUAACGGCUGUGCGAGAAAACUUGGGAUAAAAGCCUGAACAGGAACAACUUCCCCGCAGCGUUGAUGCUGGGUAAACAGAUGGCGAUGGCAAAGGUGUAGAACACAUUUUUUCAAAGACUAAAUCUAAAACCCAGAGUAAACAUCUAUGCUCAGAGCUAGCAUAAUUUGGAGCUAUUCAGGAAUUGCAGAGAAAUGCAUUUUCACAGAAAUCAAGAUGUUAUUUUUGUAUACUAUAUCACUUAGACAACUGUGUUUCAUUUGCUGUAAUCAGUUUUUAAAAGUCAGAUGGAAAAAGCAACUGAAGUCCUAGAAAAUAGAAAUGUAAUUUUAAACUAUCCAAUAAAGCUGGAGGAGGAAGGGGA